CAAAUUUCAGAAUCAACAAUGGUCGCCUCAGUGGAAAAACUGUACGCCAAUUAUGAAGUCUUGAGCAAAAACAAAGGAUCUGAAGCCGAGCUUCAGACGGCGUUCAAAGAAAUCUUGGCUGCGGUUAAAGGUGACACGAAGGUGAAACAGCUAGCUUGUCAGUUCAUUGUAAGAUUCUACAAGAAGUUUCCAGCGUUGGAAAGCGAAGCAAUUGAUGCUCAGCUUGAUCUCUGCGAAGAUGACGAUCAAUCGAUCAGGCGGUAUGCAAUCAAAGAGCUCCCAAAUUUCUGCAAGGACAAUCCAAAUAAUGUCUCAAAAAUUGCGGAUAUCUUGGGUCAACUGCUUACUACAGAUGACAAUGUAGAAUUAGUAGUGGUUCAAGGUUCACUCUUCCAGCUUUUGAAAGCUAAUCCUAAAGAAUGUCUUAUGGGCGUUUUUCAACAACUUGCGAACCCCUCUGAUAGCGAUGAUUCUUCAGUCCGCGAGAAGACAUGCAAAUUCGUUUCGACUAAGCUUGCAACCCUUACUGAAAAAGAGUUGAGCGCAGAAACCGAAAAAUAUAUCGUUACAACUGUCAAAGGACUAAUGGCAAAAGCUGAUGCAUGCACCUUUGCUGGCCUUCUUGGAAUCCUGUCUGUUUUGAAAUCAAUGAAGCUGCUAACUGUUCGUCAGCAACUGAUCGAGGUUAUCGAAACCAAGGCAGGAAUUAACUCGGAUGCGAAAGCUUUCGAAGCUAACAAAGCAAUAAUGUCUUUCUACAUGUGCUGCGAGCAAGGAGUUCCUUUCUUCAGCAAAAACGUUAGCUCUCAGAAAUUCGCUAUUUGCAUGUGCGAAAAAGUUCUUCCAGCUGCCAUGAAGAAAUACGCCCAAUCAGACGACACACCGAAGGGUCUGCCAUCAAAAUCACAUAUGCUAAAGUUGCUAGCUGAAUUGAGUACCCAUUCGGGAACCGAUCAAGUAUCUCUAGUCACUAUUCAGUACCUGUUCCAGGUCUUGCUGGACCUGAUGCCAACACCUCCCGAAACUCUGGGAAGUGGCGAUGACGCUUUCAGCGACUUCUCGAAAGUGGACCUGUGUGCGGUCGAAUGCGCAAUCUACUCGUUUCAUCUGCUAUCUGCUUCUCACAAGGAGUUCUUCACCGACCCAGAGGCACAGGCUAGGAUGGCUGACUUCAGAAAGAGGCUGCAAUAUUUCGCCCUGGGAGUGCAAGCACAAACUAAGAAGCUCAAUGAGGCUCUGAAGUUGAAACUGGAUCCAGAUUCAGACGAGUUGGCAGCUAAAAAAGAAAUGUUGUUGGCGUGCAGUAACAUUAGCGCCAUAAUCAAAGACCUCUUUAGAAUUCCCCCUCAUCAUACUGCCCAAGUUACUCUCUCCUUCAAAACAGCCCAGCCAGCCACACUAGCUGAACCAGAGGCAAAACAGGCUCAGAAGAGACACACGCCUAUCACUGGGCCAGCGGGUGGAAAGGAUGUUGGGGCUUCUAAUGGCGUGAACGCUGCUAAGUUGCCACGACAGCUGUAUGGACAAGGAAGGGGCGGCAGAGGAGGAAGAGGUGGUGGAUUUGGACAGCAAAGAGGUCGCGGGUUCUUCCGAGGAAACCGAUACUGAGAGGGCCCAGAUGAAGAAAAUAAACAACUUGAUAUUCUACUAUGAAUAGGGCAAUACGAGUCUCCUUAAUAAGUUAGGCUGCAAACCUUGAACUCAUUAUGUUUCUGUUUUACUUCUCGUUUUAACUCUUUUCCUCAUUAUAGCUGUUGACUUGUGGUUCGUUUUCCUAUGUGUUCUAAAUCUUAUUUGCUAACAUCUGUUCGAAAAGUGAUUGCUGAUUUGAAUUUUACAGCUAAUGGCUGGCUAUAUUAAGUUAUUUCUCCAGUGUCAAAUCCAUCGAUUAUUGUCUUCUUAUAGUGCGUCUGAAUUUUUUUCGUUGUAACUGAACUGCGUUUUCAUUUUGAGGAUCAAGCGAUUAACAUUGAAUGAUUAACAAAGUUCAGUGAUAUUUAUUUUAUCAAACUUGGAUGUAAUACACACUACCAAUAAA
Symsagittifera roscoffensis is the source of this 2038-nucleotide messenger RNA. RefSeq names its product apoptosis inhibitor 5-like. Lineage: Eukaryota; Metazoa; Xenacoelomorpha; Acoela; Convolutidae. Gene Ontology annotation, molecular function: RNA binding. Gene Ontology annotation, biological process: negative regulation of apoptotic process. Gene Ontology annotation, cellular component: nucleus. The coding region runs from base 19 to 1608 and encodes 529 amino acids. The transcript is spliced from 8 exons. The record is from RefSeq and is a predicted model, not a curated record.